This is a messenger RNA of Scatophagus argus, 1538 nucleotides long. It is a transcript of the gene pmvk, whose product is annotated as phosphomevalonate kinase. The coding region runs from base 156 to 743 and encodes 195 amino acids. The record is from RefSeq and is a predicted model, not a curated record. Lineage: Eukaryota; Metazoa; Chordata; Actinopteri; Scatophagidae. The transcript is spliced from 5 exons. Gene Ontology annotation, cellular component: cytoplasm. Gene Ontology annotation, biological process: cholesterol biosynthetic process; isopentenyl diphosphate biosynthetic process, mevalonate pathway. Gene Ontology annotation, molecular function: phosphomevalonate kinase activity.
UAAAGUCAUCUCAAGAGCGGUUUUAUUUUAAAGUGGUUCCCGUUGCUCUGAUAGUUACGGUACCGGUCCGGUGUGGUCCGACAGUCGGAACACGGAGCUGAUAAAAAGCAGCAGCUCAUCGGUCAGCAGCAGGUAUUAGAAGGUGUUUCCGGCAGAUGGAGGAUCGAGUCUCAGAACCCACACUGGUCCUAGUAUUUAGCGGGAAGAGGAAGUCCGGAAAAGAUUAUGUGACGGACCUGAUCCACAACCGUUUAGGAUCAGAGGUUUGCUGCGUCCUGCGCCUGUCUGGACCUCUCAAACAGCAGUAUGCUCAGGAACACAGUCUGGACCUGGACCAGCUGCUGGGUCCUGGUCCAUAUAAGGAACAGUAUCGGGCCGAUAUGAUUCGUUGGGGAGAAGCUCGACGACGCCAGGACCCCGGAUUCUUCUGUCGCUUGGCAACCAAAGGAGUGCACCAACCUGUCUGGGUGGUGAGUGAUGCACGGCGGCUGUCGGAUCUGCAGUGGUUCUGGUCUGAGUUUCCUCAACAGACUCGAAGUGUCAGAGUUCAAUGUUCAGAAAAAACACGUAAACAGAGGGGGUGGAGCUUCACCACAGGUGUGGAUGAUGCAGAGUCAGAAUGUGGGUUGGACAGCGGGGUUGAAUUUGAUUGGAUCAUCACUAAUGAGGCCGACGCCCCCUCGUUAGAAGAGCAGCUGCAGCCAAUCCUGAAGCUGGCAGGAGAAGCAGCUGAUAAUCGCUGAUCAAUACUAUUAUUGACAACUCGGUAACAGGAGCUGAUCACUGUUCUCUUUCAGUUUUUGUGGAAACGGUUGAUGAGUCAGCAGCUGCGUUUGUAUCAUCACUGCAGCAAAGGCUGAUGGGAGAUUCUCACCUGGGCUGUCACAGACUCACCUGUCAGGGACUUUCAGUGUGAACCUCUGGUGAAGCUGAUCGCUUCCAGCAAAGAUUUCACCUUCAUCCAAUAUUUGAUUAUUGAUUGUUGAUGGGAAAUAAUCAAGUACAUUUACUCCAGUAAUGUGAUGAAGUACAAUUCUGAGGUCCUGUUACAAACAGUAUGAAGUACUGCUUACACAGUAAUAAUACUUGUAUGAGAGUGACAACACUUUUACUACAUGUUGGUGCUUCCGCACUUUCAACAAAGUUUUGAAUUUGCAGCAUUUUUUUACAGUGUAGUAUUACUACUUUAACAGAGUAUCUGCAGAUGCUGAAGAGUCUUAAAUUAAAGAAGAUGUAAAGCCAUAAAAUGUCUUAUUUAUGAUGAUUUUUUGACAUCUUUUUUUCUUGUUGAUGUGAUCAUUUGUCUAAUCAGAGUGAACUUUUGUCAUUAAAGUUUGAUCAGCAGAAGUCAUCAUGCAGUUACAGGAAACUCUUUAACACUUAACAAUCUAAAUUUGUUUUUUUUAACAUUUACUUAAAGUAUAAUUGUGGGAUGUUUAUACUGUGCUUGAGCUUUUUACAUAAUACAUAAAUCAGAGUGCAUGUACUGCAACAAAUUAAGUUAAAGAUUAAUUCAUUUAUCCACUUUACCAUUUAAA